Molecule: messenger RNA, 2577 nt
Organism: Acaulospora morrowiae
Lineage: Eukaryota; Fungi; Glomeromycota; Glomeromycetes; Diversisporales; Acaulosporaceae
Source: the annotation of a GenBank genome assembly
AUGUCAGGGCAAGACGAGUGGGAGAACAUCGAGGAAUCUUCGUCUGCUGAGGAAUCAUCUUUUACCUCUCAAAGUCUCUGCGCAUCUAACUCAUUACCUGAAGAAAUUAAUGAGGAAAUUUCAAACGAAACCGACGUGACAAAAAAUUCUUCAACAGAAAUUUUACAAAAAUGGGGAUUGGUUCAGUAUAUGAAAUCGGAUGAAAUAUCUAGGGUUAAACAUGUUUAUACAACAAAUAGUAUAUGGAUGCUCGGGGUGGAAUAUCGAUUUACAGAGAAUACUGGAUCUGUUAGUCUUCCAAAAUCAGAACAUUCUCGAGGCGGUAGGGCUUCAUCCUUAUUUAAUUUAGUGUUUGGAUCGGAAGAAGAUAACGACACACGUUCGCAUGAUCGGUACUAUAGCGAUGAUUAUAUAAGAUCUCAAAAGUCGCAUUUACCAUCACAGAAUGUGACUGAAACACAAAAAGGAAAAUUAAUUCCACCAUCAAACGGAUCUAACAAUGUAAUACAGCGAUUAAGGACAUUAUCUUUUUCCCGUAAAUCUUCCCCACCGGACCAACAAGUGCCACCCGUUUCUCAAUCAACAUCAAAUGUUUCAACCGGUUUACUAAGUCCUUAUUCUCGCCUAGGCGGGAAAAGAGUGCGAUCAUUUUCAUUCAGUAAAAGACCUGAAACAUUUGGUACUUUACAACCAGAACAAAAUUCCGCACAAUUAUCUGAUCUGCAAGCGAACAAUAAUAUCCGAGCAGAGGGAUCAUUGAAUACACAGCAUUUUUUGCGAAGUACGGUUUCAGCCUCAUCCUUGAAUCAUAAUAGCGAGUUCGCAGGUCACACCACGCAGAAUAAUUACCAUCAGGAAGGGCUUACACCGAAACCACCAAAAAGAACACGUAGGAUGACGUUCACUGGAUUUUUCUCCGGUAAAAAUAAAUCUGGCAGUUCCUUACCAUCAUCACAAAGACUUUCUCCACAUCUGGAAAAAAGGGAAUUGGAUCAAAGACAUUCUGCAACUGAUGCAAUAUUUGACAUAGGAGAUGAUGGAAUGGAUUCAUUAAUGAGAUAUAAGGAAGACGUUCUUCCCGAGGAUAUAGUCUAUAGUUCGGAAGACGAGGUUCAAGACAAUGUUUCAGUGGAAACUGUAACCCGAGAUUCAAUGAAGAAAAAUGAUAAUUUAUCAAAAUUUGAAAUUAUUAAAGACAUUAGUAUUAAUAUUAUUGAAGAUGAUUCGAACGACAAUCAAUCUCAACAAACAGGCGCCAAUAGGAGGAUAUCAGACGCUGGUUCAAUAAGGUCAACAGGAUCUUUUAAAUUAUCAGCACCUACUAGUCUAUAUAAUUCAGAUUCACUUAGUUCACUGACACAAAAUCAAAAAACAUUGAUGAACUUCAUUCUGGAUUUUCAAUCAAGGAUUUAUUGUUGUUAUCGUAAGGAAUUUCCGCCAAUUGAACCUGCCUAUCAAACCACUGAUACAGGUUGGGGUUGUAUGCAUAGGACUGGUCAGAGCUUGUUAGCACAGGGAUUUUUGUGGGUUCUUUUGGGGAGAGACUGGCGGGUACACAAUAAUCAAACGGAUUCUGAUUUAUUAAUAUAUCGAAAGAUUUUGCGUUGGUUCAUGGAUAGUCCAAUGCCGGAACAAUAUUAUUCGAUCCAUAGCAUCGCGCGCGUCGGGAUCUCAUUGGAUAAAAAGAUUGGUGAAUGGUUUGGACCAGCCACAAUUGCGCAUGCCUUGAAUUUUGACGAAAAUGAAUUUAAUUAUAUCUACUUCAGGAGGUUGUCGCUGGCUCAUAAAGAAUGUCCGCUGGUUAUUUACGUCCCAACCGACAAUACAAUCUAUAAAAGCGAUAUUCUCGACUCAGCUUUAGGAAAUUAUGAUCCAAAUAAUUUAUUUUUUGAUCAAAAACAAUGGAAACCGGUACUCAUAUUACUUUCCGUUAGGUUGGGCACAGACAAAUUCAAUACAAGUUAUUCAGAAAAUUUGAAGAAAUUGUUUAAGUUACCUCAAUUCUUGGGAAUUGCGGGUGGAAGGCCUGGAAGAUCAUUGUAUUUCGUGGGUGUUCAAGACGAUGAACUUUUUUAUCUCGAUCCCCAUUUUGUCCGUCCUGCUAUAAACCUCAACAAUAUCACGGAGUUCCCUGUUGAGGAUUACCAUUCAACCAUUGUUCGUGCAAUGGAUGUUUCUGAAAUGGAUCCAUCAAUGCUUCUAGGAUUUUUGUGUCAAAGCUCUCAAGACUUUGAUAAUCUUUGUGAGCGAAUCAACAAGGAAAUGGACGCCCAAUUCCCAAUUUUAACGAUAUUGAAUGCAUGUCCAGUGCGUCAUCCCUGGAAAGAUGCUAUAUCCUCGAGUGAACUAUUGCCACACGAUAAAUUCAUAAAUGAAAGGUCUCCUAGAAUUAUUUUUGAUGAAGUUGAAGAUGAUGAUAUUGAAGAUUUGAAGGAAUUAGCUUCACACGAAGAUGACAGUGGAGUUAUUGACGUUGAUGGAGAUGAUGAAAUAUUCAAAACUCAAGUUGAGAGUAAUAAUAAUACGCAUGUUCGACGUGAAUCUAUACUCGGUGAAGAAAACUACGAACUUUUAUAA